AUGAGGAAGGAAUUGCAGCGCCUCAUGGGCCUCUUGAAUUGGCUGCGCUCCUUCAUCCCAGACUUCGCGACGGUGACUGCCCCUAUCACAGACCUACUCUCGCCCAAGAUGAAGUACAGGUGGACUGCCGAGGCAGACCACGCCCUGGCUGCCAUCAAGAGCCUAUUCCAGAAGAGUCACGUCCUCUCACAUAUAGCACCAGGGGAGCCCCUGUACCUGCAGACGGACACCAGCAAGGUGGGCAUGGGGGCGGUGCUAUACCAGGUCGGCCCCGACGGGGAGCAGAGAGUGUUGGAGUACACCAGCUCCAAAUUUGGGCCAGCUGCGAGGAAUAAUGAUCACCCUGACCCGACCAAUGUGUACGAGGAUGAAGGGUCCUGGGAGGACCUGGUUCCCCCUCAGGGCCAUUCCUCCUCCAUAGGGAAGUCGUCCGGGUGUGCGGCCCUGUAUAUGGUGACACACCAGCUCAAGAACCCCAGUCCCAAACAAGUAGACACCCUAUCCAACCUCAUCAGUGCAGUUCAGCAGGUGCAGCGGGGAGUUGCAGCCACCAAGGAUGCUGUGGAGGUGUGUGGCACCCAGGUGUUGCCGUACCAGAGGGUGGUCGACGGGGUCCUGCAGAGUAGGGCACCUGCAGACAUGGAGUUGUGGCGAAUCUAUGCCCCAGAGGAGGCUCGAGCUGCCAUCCUCGUGUACUUCCACGACCACCAGAUCGCGGGGCACCCCAGCAGGGAGCAGAUGGCAGAGGUGCUGCGCACCGAAUUCCACUGGCCGGGGGUGACCCGGGACAUCAGGGAGUACAUGGGGAGGUGUCUUCAUUGUCAGCACUGCAAGGCGAGGAGGUCGGAUGGCGAGGAGUAG
Messenger RNA from Bacillus rossius redtenbacheri, 861 nucleotides. RefSeq lists its product as uncharacterized. The record is from RefSeq and is a predicted model, not a curated record. The transcript has 2 exons. Lineage: Eukaryota; Metazoa; Arthropoda; Insecta; Phasmatodea; Bacillidae. The coding region runs from base 1 to 861 and encodes 286 amino acids.